AAAAUGAACGCCCCUCUGUGUGACUCUGUAUCGACCAUGUUUCAUCUGACAACAGACAACCAACUGAACUCUAGCUGCAAUGGCUCCCUGCCUUCUUCUAACUGGACAGUGGGGGACGAUGCUUUGCAGCUGCCCACCUUCACAACAGCAGCUAAAGUCAGAGUGGUCAUCACCUGCAUUCUCUGUGGCAUAUCCGCCUUUUGCAACCUGGCCUUGCUGUGGGCAGUGCACAGCGACGGGAAGCGCAAAUCCCACGUCAGGGUGUUGAUAAUCAAUCUGACGGUGGCUGAUCUGCUGGUAACCUUCAUCGUGAUGCCGCUGGAUGCCGUGUGGAACAUCACAGUCCAGUGGCUGGCUGGAGACUUUGCCUGCAGGCUGCUGAUGUUUCUUAAGCUGCAGGCGAUGUACUCCUGCGCCUUUGUCACCGUGGUGAUCAGUCUGGAUAGGCAGUCAGCCAUCCUCAACCCUCUGGCUAUCAGUAAAGCCGGGAAGAGGAACAGAGUCAUGCUGACGGUGGCGUGGGGCAUGAGUGUCGUGCUUUCUGUCCCUCAGAUGUUCCUUUUUCACAACGUGACCAUCGUCCAUCCAGAGGACUUCACUCAGUGCACCACACGUGGGAGUUUCGGCACUCACUGGCAUGAAACGGCCUACAACAUGUUCACCUUCUCCUGCCUGUUCCUGCUGCCUCUGGUCAUCAUGAUCACGUGCUACACCAGGAUCUUCUGUGAGAUCUCCAAAAGACUGAAAGGGGACAACGUUCCCUCCAAUGAAGUGCGCUUGCGGUGUUCAAAGAAUAACAUCCCCAGAGCGCGGAUGAGGACUCUAAAGUUAAGUAUAGUGAUCGUCUCAUCUUUCAUUAUCUGCUGGACUCCAUACUACCUGCUGGGCCUGUGGUACUGGUUCUUCCCCAACGACCUGGAGGGGAAGAUCUCCCACUCCCUGACCCACAUCCUGUUCAUCUUCGGGCUCUUCAACGCCUGCCUGGAUCCUCUCAUCUACGGCCUGUUCACCAUUCACUUCCGAAAGGGGCUGCGGAGGUUUUACUGCAAAGCCAACGCAGCGUCCAAUCAGGACAACCCCACAGUCCUGUCUUUCACCUGCGCCGCCAACUCUCUGCCGCUAAAGAGAGACGGGAGCCCUGUGAGCCAGGAGAGGUUCAUGCUGUGUGAUGACGACCAAACUAAAGCAGAUACAACCAUCAGCAUAUUAACCCCAGACAAUGACACAGAGCGAGAUCCAAACCAGUCCAGCCCGAGAGCAUCAAAUGAGGGGAAUUUACUGUAGGAGGCUCCCUGACAAUUUCAUAAUACUUCU
This is a messenger RNA of Trematomus bernacchii (emerald rockcod), 1314 nucleotides long. Its product is annotated as putative gonadotropin-releasing hormone II receptor. NCBI's taxonomy places the organism in Eukaryota, Metazoa, Chordata, Actinopteri, Perciformes, Nototheniidae. The record is from RefSeq and is a predicted model, not a curated record. Gene Ontology annotation, cellular component: membrane. Gene Ontology annotation, molecular function: gonadotropin-releasing hormone receptor activity; peptide binding. The transcript is spliced from 3 exons. Bases 4 to 1284 code for a protein of 426 amino acids. Gene Ontology annotation, biological process: G protein-coupled receptor signaling pathway.